AUGUCGCGAAGUCAAUGCUACAAAUGGUUUGAACGCUUCGAAAAUGGAAAUGAGAGCUUAGAAGACGAAGAACACCGACGUCGUCCUCAAGUGGUAGACGACGAAUUACUGAAGAAGGCGAUCGAGUCUGAUCCGACACGAACUACAAGAAAACUUGCCCUAGAGUUCGGAUGUUCGAAUUCGACAAUUGACGAGCAUUUACAUACAAUCGGGAAGACAAAUCGGUGCAGCAAAUGGGUUCCUCUUAAGCUGAGUGAUGAAAAUACAGCUGUCGAAUCGAAAAAAAAUCGAAGAGUUGGGCUGGAAAGUUUUGUCGCAUCCGCCGUAUAG
This is a messenger RNA of Necator americanus (New World hookworm), 330 nucleotides long. RefSeq lists its product as uncharacterized. The transcript has a single exon. The record is from RefSeq and is a predicted model, not a curated record. NCBI's taxonomy places the organism in Eukaryota, Metazoa, Nematoda, Chromadorea, Rhabditida, Ancylostomatidae. Gene Ontology annotation, biological process: DNA double-strand break processing; DNA integration; mitotic DNA integrity checkpoint signaling. The coding region runs from base 1 to 330 and encodes 109 amino acids. Gene Ontology annotation, molecular function: single-stranded DNA binding; single-stranded DNA endonuclease activity; histone H3K36 methyltransferase activity. Gene Ontology annotation, cellular component: condensed chromosome; site of double-strand break; nucleus.